AUGGCUGACCUCUACUCUUCGCUCAAUGUAUCACCAAAGAAAAAGCGCGCACUCAGCCCCGAGGACGAAACUGUGAUCACCCCGAAGAGAGUCAGAGCAGCUCCGCCUACUCCCCCGCCUACCAAACACAAAGGCACAUACUCUAAACCGCCUGCGCUACCCUCCCAUUUAUCACGACUACUUUCUUUCCACUCUGCUAUUCAACAGUCCCUCUCUCACGCACUUGCAACUUGUGCCGUCUCUCCCUCCGAGUCCGGCAUUGUUCGCAAUGUCCUAAACAACAUAUCCAUUACCACCUACUCUGGCUUUUCCUCCAAGUUCGAACCCGACGAUCUCAAGCGGCUCUGUUGGCUUUGGGAAUGGGACGGCAAGACAUUCCCCAGCGCCCAGCACGCGAGUCCGCCUGAUGACGAAGAAAACCCUUUUCUCGACUCCAAACCCUCGUCCAAUGAUUGGACGAGAGGCUCUAUGGGCUUAGUAGUGACCCCGACAAGCCACUUUUCCAAGUCAGUAGGCAAGCGAGUACCCGUCUACGGAAUAGGUAUCGAAGUGCAGAUGGACAUCGACAAGGACAUGCCUGGCGGAAUGGCUGCUGUCGCGCGAUGGACCGCGGACUCGGAGAAGCGAUGGAUACAGUUCAAGUCUAAGCUCGAGAGCUGGGUCAAGCAUUUCUCAGACACGUCUCCAUUGCCAUACAUUCCUUUGGCAGAUCUCCCAGAACUCAAGGCCCCCCAUAAAGCGUCUGCACUCACCCGCGUCCUCGCGACUGCAUCUCCGAAGGGCAUGGCAGCCUUGUCGGGCAUGGUACCAGCAGAGCCUUCGUCUCCGAGCCGGUCACCGCGCAAGAAGCUAAGAUCUGACGACAACUCUGCUGUUCCAUCUCCAACGAAAGCCAGAUUAUCACAGACGAAUAUAAUCGCUUUCCCGAAGACACCCACCACUCAACGCAUUCUGCCCAAAGAAGAAAAUGGCCUCUUAACGCCCAAGACGCCUGCGCGAACAAGAGAUGACAGUGACGUUAGUGUGUCAGGAGUUUCAACGCCAGUUCAUCAGCGAGGACCCGAGGCAGAGACGGCGCCAAAGACCCCCAGCACCUCACGACGACAGGCACUUUACGAGCGGAUACGCCAUAAAUCUCUCACAUCCACUCCGAGCAAACCGAAGAGCUCAGAAGUACCGGGCAGUAAGCUUACAAGAGAGCAGAUUCAGAAACUUGGUCAGGAUGAAAUCCGCCGUCGUUGUCUUCUUGGUCGCCUAGGGGGCGUGGCAGAGAGCAUAUGGAUGCAAACCACCCGGAAACGGAAAGCUUUGCCUUACUCCGAGGUCGCCGCCAAGAUCAUCAAAUCAUCUCCUGUGCCUAUGUCUAUCUCUGAAGCAGCAGAGUCAAUCAAACUGUUGACCACCCUCUGCCCAUUCUUCUUGAGAACGCUGGACAUCAAAGGCGAAGACUGGCUCGAGAUGCCGCAGAUGAACUCUUCGCAGUCCGAGACAGCUGCGGCUGAAACCAGCAGAAACCUGAUGUUGCCUGCUCCCCCACACAGCCCCAAGGGUCUGAGCAUCCCUGUCAAGCUCCCGGACCCCUCAAGCCCGGCUGAGGAGAGUUUGCUGAAGAGCCCCCGAAGGGUCAAGCGCGAAGCUGGCGGUCUGCGAGAAGUUCGAGAGAUCAUUAGGAGGGAACUAGAAAUUCAUGACUAA
Molecule: messenger RNA, 1695 nt
Organism: Coniophora puteana RWD-64-598 SS2
Lineage: Eukaryota; Fungi; Basidiomycota; Agaricomycetes; Boletales; Coniophoraceae
Exons: 5
Coding region: 1-1695 (564 amino acids)
Source: RefSeq, a predicted model, not a curated record